AUGCGGUCCACUCCCCUCUUUCUUCUGUUUCCUGUCGUUAGUCUUGCUUCUUGGCUUCCUGUAAAGCCAAUGCAAGCCUCGGGAGAGGAUGAAUGCACUUCAACAACGCGCAUAUUGCCCCCUAUCACACAGACAAGAAUUUAUCCUACAUCUACCAGAGUGGCCAUAGGCUGCCAGGCGCAAGCAACUGGCGGUAGUUCCCUCAUUUACACCACUGCUGUUCCCGCUACCAACCUACAUGGUCCGGAUAUACAUACCCAUACAGUCACUUCUCAUUGCGAUGAGACUCAGUGCCAGCGGCCUGCUUCUGGUAGCUGCACUCCUGGCUCCAUUGUGACCACUGUUGUCUGUCACACAUGUGGCGAGAAGCCAAUUACAACAACUCUGACUCUCCCUAUCGAGACAGUCCCAAAGAUUCAGGGCCCGUCCCUGGAGAGUGUUGCGUACACAGCUAUCCAGAGACAUCCAGGAUCCCCAGAGUCUCUUGAGUCCUCCACACCUCCUGCAGGCACCUCCCUGCAGACUACGAUGGCUGGUGCUCCACACAGCAUACCUACGGGAGCUGAAGGAGGAUCGGAUUCUUCUACAGUCCCCAUACCAGUGAGCCCAACGACUACCAACGUUGUAGCCGUAGGGAACGCGCCAGAAAACAAGGUCACCACAUCUACACUUCUCAAAGUGGUAGCUUUUGCCAUUAUUCUUUCGUUACCUCUCUAUGCCUAA
Molecule: messenger RNA, 723 nt
Organism: Fusarium proliferatum ET1
Lineage: Eukaryota; Fungi; Ascomycota; Sordariomycetes; Hypocreales; Nectriaceae
Exons: 1
Coding region: 1-723 (240 amino acids)
Source: RefSeq, a predicted model, not a curated record